CCGAGAUGAUGAGGGCCCUGGGGUACCCCCGCCUCAUCUCCAUGGAGAAUUUCCACACCCCAAACUUCCUGCUCGUUUCAGAAGUGCUUCUGUGGCUGGUGAAAAGGUAUGAACCUCAGACUGAUAUUCCUCCUGAUGUGGAGACAGAACAGGAUCGGGUCUUCUUCAUCAAGGCAGUGGCUCAGUUCAUGGCCACCAAAGCUCACAUAAAGCUCAACACCAAGAAGCUGUACCAGGCAGAUGGUUAUGCAGUGAAGGAGCUGCUGAAGGUCACCUCUGUGCUCUAUGGUGCUAUGAAUACUAAGGAAGAGGAAUAUGCAGAUGUGAGUGAGGAGGACAGCAGCAAGUUCAAGUUUUAUCUUGGCUCAAAGGUUGCUGACCUGAAGGCAGCUCGCCAACUUGCUUCUGAAAUCACCCACCAAGGAGCAAGUCUGUAUGACUUACUUGGCAAAGAAGUUGAACUAAGGGAAGCAAGAAGAGAAUCUAUUGCCCGACCUUUGGAGAUAAAUGAAGCUGAGAAGGGGAUGAAAAUUGCCAUUGACUGUGUUCUGGAACAAGUCCAAAAGACUAAAGACAUGUUGAAUAAUGUGGCUUUGGAUGAAUCCUAUUUGGAAGCCAGGAUUGAAAAACAAAAAUUGGAACUGGAAAGAAGCCAGAAGAGGCUCCAGAUUCUGCAAAGUGUUCGUCCUGCUUUUAUGGAUGAGUAUGAGAAGAUUGAGGAGCAGCUGCAGAAACAAUACAGCACUUACCUGGAAAAAUUCCGGAAUCUGACCUACAUGGAGCAGCUCCUGGAUGAUCAGCGACAGACAGAGCAAGAGAUGUUUGAGGAAUCAGCCAACAUGCUGCGCCUUAUGCAGAACAGGCUGAGGGAAGAGGAACAACAGCACCUGCUGAAGAGUGGAAGUAAUGAUGAUUCUGACAUAGAGAUUCAAGAGGAUGAAGGAUCCAACAGUGAAGUAGAAGACAAGCGCAACACAAAGCAGCACGUGGCCAUGGAAACACUGCUGCAAGGAAAAGCUGGCACACGGGUCGUGGGGACAAUGCAAGGUGGAGACACCGAGGAGGAUGAGGACUCGGGGGAUAGUGAGAUUGAUCUGGAUGAAGAUGAGGAGGAGGAUGAUGUGGAAGAUGACAGCAUGGAAAUCUCCCUGAGCAAAUCCAGUCACCGAGCAAGGAAGCCAGAGCCACUAGAGGAAAGUGAUAAUGACUUCUGA
This is a messenger RNA of Chaetura pelagica (chimney swift), 1214 nucleotides long. RefSeq names its product clusterin associated protein 1 (gene IFT38). The record is from RefSeq and is a predicted model, not a curated record. Gene Ontology annotation, cellular component: cilium; centrosome; intraciliary transport particle B. The coding region runs from base 6 to 1214 and encodes 402 amino acids. The transcript is spliced from 11 exons. Gene Ontology annotation, biological process: cilium assembly. Lineage: Eukaryota; Metazoa; Chordata; Aves; Apodiformes; Apodidae.